AUGAGUGAUAACUCGAGUCCCAAAGAAAGUGCUGCCAUGAUGAAGCAGCCGUGGUUCCGAGAGGCUUAUAAAGCUGCUAUGGAAUUUUACAAGAUUGAUGAUCAACUGGACUCCCGAGAUAGACUUGAGCUUUCUAAAGCAUACCAAUCAAUCACUAGAGCAGAGUUUCUAGGCGGAUGGGUUGGGUUCUCUGGUGUCUUUUUGACACCUUUUGCCUACCGAUUUUAUAAGACGAAUGCUAUUAAGGGCGUGAAAGUACCCAGGAACUUUAUGCUGGGGCUUUUAGUCAUGUUUGGGUCUUCACAACUUGCUGGGAACUAUAUGUUCUCCCGACAAUUGUCUAAUCUGGAUCCUGAUGGUACUUUGGCAAACAGGAACAGCUACGAUGACGAAGGCUCCUCUCCUGAGCACAAGACGAACGCCCAAAGACAGUAUGAGAUGAUGAGACUACUCAACAACGGUUCUGCUGCUCGCUGGGCAGCUUAUUUCCACAUGACUCAUCAGGAUCCAGGACGAAGGCUACCCAAUCCUGAAGAAAAGCUCAAGGCGUUGAAACAGGGUCUCAAUGUUCAAAACAGUUCCUUCAUGAACCAGAGAGAUCCCAUGGGAUUAUACUCAGGACCAGCUUUCGACAAGAAAGAAGGUAUUCCUGACUACAAGCGUAAGACUUCGACUGACGAUACGAAUGGAGAGACCACCAAUGCCAGUGACCUGACGAAUUCUUGGGAGACGAUACGCCGGGAAGGUAACGCACCUGGCUCAUCGUGGGACAGGGUGAGACAAAAUAAUGGCGCUAACGACAAUGGAACGCAAAGUCCUACGGAGUAUCAACAUGACGAAGAAGAUGAUCCAUUUGACACUGUGGUUCAACCUAGCCAAUCUGAUUUCGAUCAGUUAUUAGAGAAGGAAAGGAAUGGAGAAGAUACGUAUCAGUAA
Messenger RNA from Torulaspora delbrueckii, 936 nucleotides. It is a transcript of the gene RCI37, whose product is annotated as Rci37p. Lineage: Eukaryota; Fungi; Ascomycota; Saccharomycetes; Saccharomycetales; Saccharomycetaceae. Bases 1 to 936 code for a protein of 311 amino acids. The record is from RefSeq and is a predicted model, not a curated record. The transcript has a single exon.